This is a messenger RNA of Manduca sexta (tobacco hornworm), 1921 nucleotides long. It is a transcript of the gene Ttc26, whose product is annotated as intraflagellar transport protein 56. The transcript is spliced from 12 exons. Gene Ontology annotation, biological process: intraciliary anterograde transport; intraciliary transport involved in cilium assembly. Gene Ontology annotation, cellular component: ciliary basal body; ciliary base; intraciliary transport particle B. The record is from RefSeq and is a predicted model, not a curated record. Gene Ontology annotation, molecular function: intraciliary transport particle B binding; protein binding. NCBI's taxonomy places the organism in Eukaryota, Metazoa, Arthropoda, Insecta, Lepidoptera, Sphingidae. Bases 137 to 1864 code for a protein of 575 amino acids.
AAUGCCAUUGUUUCCAUAGCAACAAAUAUUGUCAACAUUCGAUAUUUUAUUUUUGUAUUAUUCAAUAAAACGUAGUAUUUUCUCGUUGUGAACCACAUAUUAACAAUUCUCUUUGGUUUAUAAUACAUAUAACAAAAUGAUACUAUCCAGAUCUAAGCCAGCGACGGAUAGCCGCGGCAGUACAGGUACCAAUUCUGCAAAGAAGAAUUUUCCAGAGCUAGAAGACUUCAUAGUCAAGAGAGAUUAUGUGGGAGCCCUUGCUAUGCUUGAGUUUCUCAAGCACGAGGGAAACAAAGAGGUAUGGUGCGAGGCCUGGUGCGCGUGGUGCUGGUUCCACCUGGGAGAGUACCGGCGCGCUCUCGACGCGUACCUCAGCGUGAGGGACACUCCCAACCUCACCCCUCGCCUUGCAGAUAAUAUCGAUAUCGAUAUCGCCAUCUGUUACUUUUAUUUGGGAAUGUAUGUGGAGUCUAGAGAAGCUGCUGAAAAGGCUCCCAGAUGCACGCUGAAAAAUCGAUUGCUAUUCCACCUAGCUCAUAAGUUGAGUGACGAGGAAGGUCUAAUGCAGACCCACGCGGCGCUACGAGACGUUCCCGAAGAUCAGCUCAGUCUGGCAUCAGUGCACUACUUACGAGCACAUUACCAAGAGGCCAUCGAUGUUUACAAAAAGUUGUUGUUAGAGAGGAGAUAUAAAAGAUAUGACAAAGAUGAUAAUGAUUGGAUAAAAGUAUUGUCGCACACAAAAGGAAAUUACUUGGCUUUAAACGUCUAUGUAGCGCUUUGCUAUUACAAAUUGGAUUACUACGACGUGUCGCAAGAAGUUCUCGGGGUGUAUUUGGCGCAGCAUCCCACGUCCACUGUCGCUGGAAAUCUCAAGGCUUGCAACUUAUUCAGACUCUAUAAUGGAAAAGCGGCUGAAAAUGAACUAAAACAGAUAUCGUCAGAUCAACACACGUUCGGACAAGAUCUUGUUAAACACAAUCUCGUUGUUUUUAAAAAUGGCGAAGGUGCUUUGAAGGUACUUCCAGAAUUAGUAGACGUGGUACCUGAGGCUCGUCUUAAUCUUGCCGGAUACCGUCUUCGCAACAGGGAGCCUUUGGAAGCCCGUGCCUUAUUAGAACCAUUGCAGCCGACGUCACCCCUGCAUUACAUCCUGCGUGCUGUUGUAGCAGUGAAGCUCUAUAACGAGACGGGUGAUGAAGAACAAAUGAAACUCGCACAACAAAGUUUUCACUUGGUGGGUAGUUCGGCAUCCGAGUGCGACACCAUUCCGGGAAGGCAGUGCAUGGCCUCAUCGUACUUCCUCGCCGGACAUUUCGAAGAAGUACUUGUAUAUCUCAACUCUAUCAAAAGCUUCUUCGACAAUGAUGACACUUUCAACUUUAAUUACGCUCAGGCGAAAGUAGCAACAGGUUUCUACCGUGAAGCUGAAGAGCGUCUCCUGGCGAUUCAAGAUGAGAAUAUACGUAACUCAUUUACGUAUUUAGCGUGUCUUUGCCGAUGCCAUGUUAUGAAUAAGGAUGCGCUGCAUGCUUGGGACAUCUGUGUAAAGUCUGCAGGCACGCCAGACAGUUUCGCUCUACUACAGCUUGUAGCCAAUGACAGCUACCGCAUGGGCCAGUUCUUGGUAGCGGCUAAAGCUUUCCACAUGUUGGAUAGACUCGAUGGUGGUCCGGAGAUGUGGGAGGGACUCAGAGGCGCAGUAUGUGGUUGUGCCCAAGCAGCCGCGGCCAAUAAACCAGGUGCGGCGGCUGAUCUUCGAGAUGCCCUUGCUUUACUAAAAGGACCAAGAGCGCAUCCAAGAGCUGAUCACAUCGUACGCCCUAUAGCUCGAUGGGCGCAGCAAAAUAGGAUACCUGUGUGACCUGUAUACUAAAUAAUUUAAAUUGAACAAGUAUGAAAUAAAAUCAUUUGUCGCAAA